AGCAAUACACUGACUGAGCUACACUUCUUCUACAGGACUAGUUACUAGUGUAUACUCACCAUGAUCAUUUUAUAUCUACUACUUGUUACUUUGUUUUGUGGCAGUUCGAGCCUUACUUUGAGCAAAUAUACUGCAGCGGUGUACGAGCACACAGUUAUACUGCCAAAUACCGCAGAACAUCCAGUUUCUGUGGAUGAAGCAUUGGCUUUGAUGAAUAAAAACUUGGAUAUACUGGAAAAAGCUGUCGAAAAAGCAGCAAAACAGGGUGCCCAUAUCAUUCUUACCCCUGAAGAUGGUGUUUAUGGUUGGAUCUUUAGUAAAGAAACUAUCUAUCCCUAUCUUGAAUACAUUCCUGAACCUGAAUUUAAUUGGAUUCCGUGCACUAACCCUGAAAGGUUUGGACCAACACCUGUACAGAAAAGACUGAGUUGUAUGGCAAGAGAUAACUCUAUAUAUGUGGCUGCUAAUAUUGGUGACAAGAAACCAUGUAACACCUCUGAUGCUAAAUGCCCAGAUGAAGGGUUUUAUAGUUACAAUACAGCUGUUGUGUAUGACUCAGAUGGAAAACUGGUAGCUCGUUAUCACAAGUAUAACCUUUUCACUGGUGAAACACAGUUUAAUUUCCCAGAAGAGCCUGAGAUUGUGAGCUUCGAAACGCCGUUUGGAAAGUUUGGCAUUUUUAUCUGCUUCGAUAUCCUUUUUUACUACCCAGCUGUAUCUCUGGUGGUUGAUCAGAAAGUGGAUACAGUUCUGUUCCCUACUGCGUGGAGUAAUGUUCUGCCUCAUCUAUCUGCUAUAGAGUUCCACUCAGCAUGGGCUAUGGGCAUGCAAGUUAAUCUGCUUUCUGCCAAUUUGCAUAACACCAGCAUGAGUAUGACAGGAAGUGGAAUCUUCUCACCAGAUAAUUUAGGCCCAUUUUACUAUAACAAGGACACUGAGGAAGGUCAUCUUUUAAUCUCUGAACUAAAUGUGCAUCCGCGGAAAUCUUUAACCAAAUGGAACCGGCAUGCAUCCACUAUUAAGAAUUAUCCCUCAGGCAUCAAUAUAUUUCGUGGAAUAGUUUUCUAUGAUAACUACACAUUCACUGAACUCAAAGAGACCCAAGGAAAUUAUACAGUUUGUCAAAAUAAUCUAUGUUGCCAUUUAAAGUACAAGAUAGCAGAGCCGUUCAGUGAUGAGGUUUAUGUGCUUGGGGCUUUUGAUGAUCUUCAUCUGUUUGAAGGAACAUAUUAUUUGCAGGUGUGCACUUUAUUGAAGUGUGAAAGCACUGACCUGAGUUCCUGUGGUAACUCUGCAACAGUAUCUAAAACCAGAUUUGAGUCUUUUUCACUCAGUGGUAAUUUUUCAACAAACUAUGUAUUCCCAGAGGUUUUGUUAAGUGGAGUAAAUUUGGCUCCAGGAAUGUUUCAGGUAUUGCCUGAUGGACGCCUUAAAAGCCGUCGCAGUAUUUCCUCAAAAGCUCUUUUAAGUGCGACAUUGUUUGGAAGAUGGUAUGAAAAAGACACAGACUUAAACAUAAAAUAAAUGCUACUCCUGAGAAAAAGUUUAAAAAUAAUAUGAUUUUAAUUAAAUUCUUACGGCUCUUUUGAAUUUGUAUUGUAUUGUAUUUGAAUACAGUAAUACAUUUAUUUGUGAGAGUUUUUUUUGGUGGGGGGGUUGUGGAAAAUCUUGUGAAAAGUCA
Bombina bombina (fire-bellied toad) is the source of this 1681-nucleotide messenger RNA. It is a transcript of the gene VNN1, whose product is annotated as vanin 1. Bases 61 to 1524 code for a protein of 487 amino acids. The record is from RefSeq and is a predicted model, not a curated record. NCBI's taxonomy places the organism in Eukaryota, Metazoa, Chordata, Amphibia, Anura, Bombinatoridae. The transcript is spliced from 7 exons. Gene Ontology annotation, molecular function: hydrolase activity, acting on carbon-nitrogen (but not peptide) bonds, in linear amides.